Molecule: messenger RNA, 2043 nt
Organism: Suncus etruscus (white-toothed pygmy shrew)
Lineage: Eukaryota; Metazoa; Chordata; Mammalia; Eulipotyphla; Soricidae
Gene: ANXA11
Product: annexin A11
Exons: 15
Coding region: 199-1686 (495 amino acids)
Biological process (GO): cytokinetic process; phagocytosis
Cellular component (GO): cytoplasm
Molecular function (GO): calcium-dependent phospholipid binding; calcium ion binding
Source: RefSeq, a predicted model, not a curated record
UUGGCUGCACGCAGGGCGGAGGCCGCGGAAGUUCCACUCCGGCCCGAGGCUCCUCCUCAGCCCCGCCCGUGAAGCUGCGGCGCCCGCGGCACUGAGCCCUGUGAGUGCGGGAGACCCGAAGGCCGCCGAGAUCCGCGCCCUGAGAUCAUCCGCACACUCAGCCGCUGCUGCGCUGUCGUUUGCGGUUGAGACUCAGCCAUGAGCUACCCCGGCUACCCACCACCUCCAGGGGGCUACCCCCCAGCUGCACCAGGCACCUGGGGAGCAGCUGCCUAUCCGCCGUCUGCCACACCCCCCAUUGGCUUGGAAAAUAUGGCCAGCUACUCAAAUCAGUUCAGUCAGGACAGCUUCUCUGGGAUGGCCAACAACAUAGCAGGGACCUUUGGAGGCGCCAACGUCCCUAACAUGUACCCGAUAGGUCCCGGGGCUGGGUAUCCUCCCAUGCCCCCUGGGGGGUUUGGGCCACCACCCCCUGCCCAGCAGCCUGUACCCCAAUUCGGCAUGUACCCACCUCCUGGGGGGAACCCACCCUCUGCCAUGCCUGCCUAUCCGUCAUACCCGGGGGCCCCAAUGCCCAGCCAACAACCUCCUGGAGCCUACCCUGGACAAGUGCCAGCAGCCUACCCUGGGCAGGCCCCUGUGCCACCUCCAAGCCAGCCGCAGCCUGUGCCAAGCUACCCCGGGUACCAGGCAUCUGGGCCCGUCACCCCUGCUGUGCCCCCUGCUCAGUUUGGAAACCGAGGCACCAUCAUGGAUGCUUCCGGCUUUGACCCCUUACGAGAUGCUGAGGUCCUUCGCAAAGCCAUGAAAGGGUUUGGCACGGACGAGCAGGCCAUCAUCGACUGUCUGGGCAGUCGCUCCAACAAGCAGCGGCAGCAGAUCCUCCUGUCCUUCAAGACGGCCUAUGGGAAGGAUCUCAUCAAAGACCUGAAGUCAGAGCUGUCAGGGAACUUCGAGAAGACGAUUCUUGCCCUGAUGAAGACACCCGUGCUCUUUGACGCCUAUGAGAUCAAGGAAGCCAUCAAGGGUGCCGGCACAGAUGAAGCCUGCCUGAUUGAGAUCCUGGCCUCCCGCAGCAACAAGCAUAUCCAGGAGCUGAAUGCGGCAUACAGAGCAGAGUUCAAGAAGACACUGGAGGAGGCCAUCCGCAGUGAUACUUCCGGCCACUUCCAGCGCCUGCUCAUCUCCCUGGCACAAGGAAAUCGGGAUGAAAGCACCAGCGUGGACAUGUCCCUAGUCCAGAGAGAUGUCCAGGAACUGUACGCAGCCGGGGAGAACCGCCUGGGCACUGAUGAGUCCAAGUUUAAUGCUGUCUUGUGCUCACGGAGCCGAGCCCACCUGGUGGCAGUCUUCAAUGAGUACCAGCGGAUGACGGGCCGGGACAUCGAGAAGAGCAUCUGUCGAGAGAUGUCAGGGGACCUGGAGCAGGGCAUGCUGGCCGUGGUGAAGUGUCUCAAGAACACCCCGGCCUUCUUCGCUGAGAGACUCAACAAGGCCAUGAGGGGCGCAGGGACCAAGGACCGGACCCUGAUCCGCAUCCUGGUGUCGCGCAGCGAGGUUGACCUUUUAGAUAUCCGAGCUGAGUAUAAACGUCUCUACGGCAAGUCACUGUACCACGACAUCACGGGAGACACUUCAGGGGACUACCGGAAGAUCCUGCUCAAGAUCUGCGGGGGCAACGACUGAGUGGGGCCUCAAGGUCACAUCACCCAUGGGGCAACAGAGAGCGGCCACCUAUCAGCCCAGCACCUUCACCCCUGGCCUCUGCCCCCCUGGGCCUGGUGCCUGCACCCUCAGGGUUCCCCUCUGCCCAUCCCACAGGCUCUUGUCACCCAGGUAGACUAGAGAAGGUCUCACGGCCCCUCUGCUUUGUGGCUGAGACCCUGCGCUUCAUGCCCCUGUGCCAUUGCCUGUCCCCUUAGUCACUCCUGUAAUCACCGCCAGACUGAGGGAAAUGGUCUCUCCUGUGUCCCUAAUUUGGGCAUCCUGGUACUGUGCCCUCACAGGCAUGCCCAGGACGGCAGCAUGGCCUGUGCUGUGCAA